AUGGGAGUCAUGCUGACGCUUUCCUAUUUGCAUAUGUGGACUGCCCUAUGCAUCUGUGCGCCUCCGACCCUGUAUGGUGGCUACCGGCACUACAGGAAGCGCACAAAGAUCCCCGCCAUCCUCAGGCUGAAGGGGGACUCCAGUGACUGGUCAAAGCACCCCGAAGAGUUCUUCGACAUCAACACCCCGGAUGCGAUCGCGCGCCGGAGGAAGGCGGCUGAAGAGACCAUCGAGUCUGUCAAUGCUGGAGCCGCGCAGAAGUUCAACGAGUAUGCUACGCGACCAAAGUUGGGCUUCGCGUUCUGCAGAACCCUCUGA
Symbiodinium pilosum is the source of this 318-nucleotide messenger RNA. The record is from the annotation of a GenBank genome assembly. Lineage: Eukaryota; Dinophyceae; Suessiales; Symbiodiniaceae.